AUGUCGGCUGGGGAGGAGGAACAAGGGGGCUGGACGGUACGGGGCACGCUGACGGCAGAACAGACGGACGCGCUCGAGGCCUUCCGGGCGCGCCUGUUCCGGAAGACCGCGGCCGGCGGUAAAGAGGGCAAACACACCACGACGAAGAAGGAGAAGGAGAAGGAGAAGGCCGGCGAUGAAGAGAAGGCAGCUGCCGAAGAACGCGAUGAGGCUGACGCCGGCGAGUUGACGGAUGAUCAGCGGCGGUGGCUGGACGACAUGUGCCUCUGCCGGUACCUGCGAGCUCGCGAUUGGGACCUCGACAAAGCCGAGGAAAUGAUCAGGGCCACCCUGGCCUGGCGUGCCGAGUACAGACCGGAACUCAUCACCGCGGAAGACAUUGAGCCUGAAGCGGAGCAGGGCAAGAUGUACUUCAAUGGCCAGCACGACAAGUUCGGCCGGCCUGUGAUCUACAUGAAGCCGGUGCGCGAUACGUCCAACGACCGCGUCAUCAAGUUGAAGUACCUAGUGUGGAUCUUGGAGCAGGCCAUCGCCGCGAUGGAUGCCUCGAAGGGCGUGGAGAAGAUGGUGUGGGUGGCCGACUUCAAAGGCACCGGCAUGCGCACCUCCUCCGUCGGCAACAUGCAAGUCAGCAUGGAUUGCAUGCACGUCUUGCUGAACCAUUAUCCCGAGCGACUGGGCGUGGCCUUCAUGACCAACACGCCGUGGGUCUUCUCGGCCUUCUGGAGCGUCAUCAAGCCGUUCCUGAACGAGGUGACCCUCGCCAAGGUCCAGUUCAUCAACGGGAAGAAGGACUUUGCCAAGAUUCUCGAGGCAUGUCACGCCCCAUAUACACCGCUGUCGGCGGUGAUCGAGGAGGAGGCGCUCGAGGAGGACUACGGCGGCAAGGUGGUAUUUGAGUACGACCACGAGACCUGGAAGGCGCAGUACUUGGCCAAGAAGAAGAAUAAGGGCGAGAAGGAACAACAGCACGAGGGCGACGAGGACGAGGACACCGCCACCGAAGACAAGUCGCACGAUGACACCAGCGAAAAGAAGAAGAAGAAGAAGACGAAAAAGAAGAGCAAGGCGAAGAAGGAGAAGAAACGCGCCGAGCAAGCCCAGACCGCGGAGGAGAAGAGCGACCACUGA
This is a messenger RNA of Acanthamoeba castellanii str. Neff, 1131 nucleotides long. Its product is annotated as CRAL/TRIO domain containing protein. Gene Ontology annotation, molecular function: phosphatidylinositol transfer activity. The transcript is spliced from 6 exons. NCBI's taxonomy places the organism in Eukaryota, Discosea, Longamoebia, Acanthamoebidae. The record is from RefSeq and is a predicted model, not a curated record. Bases 1 to 1131 code for a protein of 376 amino acids.